AAAACAAUGUCUUCCUUUAAUUCACCGUGUGCGGCUUGCAAGUUUCUGAGGCGGAAGUGUACUCUCGAGUGCGUUUUCGCUCCCUAUUUCCCCUCCGACGAUCCGCAGAAAUUCGCGAGUGUUCACAAGGUGUUUGGUGCAAGUAACGUCGCGAAACUGCUUAAUGAACUCAAUGCGGCGCAGCGCAAGGAUGCGGUGGAGUCAUUGGCGUAUGAAGCUGAAGCGCGUCUUCGAGAUCCAGUUUAUGGAUGUGUAGGAUUAAUCUCGGUCCUUCAACACAAACUUAGGCAAGUGCAGAGUGAUAUCUUCACUGCUAAGAAAGAACUUGCAACCUAUAUAGGGCCCCAGGCAAUGCUUCCUAUGAUACAACCCACACAUGGUUUUAUGCCACAACAACAUUUAGGCAUUAAUCCAUCGUCGUCGCACAAUUUGAUGAAUGUGAUGAAUGCGCCUAUGAUGGGGAUUCCUACUGUUCAAACACAUAGCGCUCCGUUGGUGAUUAGGGAGCCUCGGCAUCAACAACAACAACAACAACAACAACAGUAUCAUCAGUAUCCGCAUCCGCAACAGCAGAUGUAUGAAGCUCAACAAUUGGCGGCAGUGGUUGCAGCAAGAGAGCAGGAGAUGCUAAGGGUUUAUGAGGCGCAACAGCAGCAGCAUCGGCACCAGAUCCAUCAGCAACAGGAAUUUAUUGGCUUUAAUCAGAGUGGGUUUGAGGGUGCAGGAGGUUCAGUCACUGCCACUGGUUUUGAUCAGAUGAAUGCUGCAGCCAUGUCUCCUUCUUUGGCUUUAGGGACAUUUGAUCAUCAAUAUCAGAUUCAGCCGCAGCAACAAGAGCAUCAGCACCAUCCAAUCGAAGAACAACUCUUUUUCCACACACAGCAGCAGCCCCCUCAGACCCAACAACAACAACCACAAGAAACACUACAACCACCACAAAACCAGAGGUCUGGAAGCGACGAGGGUAGAACUGGUGGACUGCCUUGA
Molecule: messenger RNA, 987 nt
Organism: Tripterygium wilfordii
Lineage: Eukaryota; Viridiplantae; Streptophyta; Magnoliopsida; Celastrales; Celastraceae
Product: LOB domain-containing protein 36-like
Exons: 1
Coding region: 7-987 (326 amino acids)
Source: RefSeq, a predicted model, not a curated record